This is a messenger RNA of Penaeus chinensis, 943 nucleotides long. RefSeq lists its product as uncharacterized. The transcript is spliced from 5 exons. The record is from RefSeq and is a predicted model, not a curated record. Lineage: Eukaryota; Metazoa; Arthropoda; Malacostraca; Decapoda; Penaeidae. Bases 123 to 707 code for a protein of 194 amino acids.
UUCAGGGGAAACAGCUGAAGGAUAAAAGCUGAAGUCGUCUCUGCCGAUUUGUUUAUAGAGGGCAGAUCACCAGUCACCCCCUCCGGCUCUCCCUCUGACGUCCUGCCUCCCCUGCUCCUGCGAUGAGGACGGACGCCUUCUCGCUCCUUCUGGCUCUCGCGCUCCUGAGGGCGGCGGAAGGGAGAGGCCCUCGGGGGGAGCUGCAGGAGGAGAAGGGGAGGACAAUUCUGACGCAGGAGGAAGCAGACAGUCUGCACGUGGUGAUCUCUCAGUUCAUCACCGGCGGCGGACUCCUCAGCGCCUGCUUCAUAGUCCUGUUCAGCACCUUCAAGCCCUUCUUCACCCUGUUCACUGAGAUUCCAGGACAAGGCGUCGUCCGCCAACGCAGCGGAGGCGUCCUCGGGAAUGUGCUGAGCAGCAUUGACCUGAUGGACGUGGCCUUCAACAUGAUGGACGUGAAGGGCGUCGAGUGCAGGAAGCGGGCCGUGUGUGAGUUCCAGAAGACGGCUUCAGGGAUUCCAGCUUUUGGGAGAAUGGUGGAAAACGCCAGUUCCUUCGUCAGUGGCAUGGAGAAGUACAGAGACGCUCUGGACUCAGGAGCCGCUUUAGAAGACUGUAACGCCAUCUAUAAGUGUAUUUAUUCUUCCGCGGGAUCUUCAGCCAGGAAGAGAAGAGAUGUUUCUCCUCCUUGGAUGAAGUUAUCCUGAGACAGCGGAAGAUCGUGGAACUAUGACAGUGGCUGAAAAGUCAUCGGAUGCUUAUUUUCUUUUUCAUUGCAAAGAAAUGUAAAAGUCAACGGGCAUUUUCUUUUCACUCUCCUUUAGAAAAUAAAUAAGUGAAUGCACAUCUCAGUCAUGAAUGGAUGAGAUUUGUUAUAUCAGAAUAAAUAAAUCAAGGAGUCUUCUCGUUCGGACAAUGAUUAGCAAUAAGGAAUAUAUCAUUU